AUGGAUUCUUCGACUUGCCCCUUCUGUCAUUUAUCACUUCCAUCCUCUCUGCUCCAAUGGCACGCCAACACCCACUUCGACGAUGAUGAUCCAAACUCACCGCAGGGUGAACAAGCAAUUAGUGGCUUGCAUUUUGAUACAACUAGUGGAGAUUAUAAAAGUUGGAGUGGUGGGACUGGUAGAGAUAAUGGGGUGUGGAAAAUGGAUGAAAAGAUCUCUUGCUUGGUUGAUUUGCAGAGAAGGAGCGAGUUUUACAAGGUUGAAGCGGGUUUGAUGUCCUUGUUGAGAAACUGUUUGGAAUCUGAAGCUGAAAACUCAAGAAGCAUUUUGUCAGGUUAUGUUGAUCAUUUCCAGAGCAUUGAGUCUGAGGAUGUUGGAUGGGGUUGUGGUUGGCGUAACAUUCAAAUGCUUAGCUCACACUUACUGACACAAAGACCAGAAGCAAGACAAGUAAUGUUUGGUGGUUCAGGGUUUGUUCCUGAUAUCCCAUCACUUCAGAGAUGGCUUGAGAUUGCUUGGGAAAGGGGUUUUGAUGCAGCUGGCUCUGAACAAUUCAAUCAUUCUAUCUAUGGCUCGAAAAAAUGGAUAGGAAGUACUGAAUGUGCUUCCCUUUUGCGUUCUUUUGGUCUCCUGGCAAGGAUAGUGGAUUUUGGUCCUAAGGAAUCUGAAUCACUCUAUCUAUCUGUCCCUGGUUUAAGUGUUGGGGCACAGGAGCUAGUGAGAACUAAUAAUGGAAGGAAGAGGAAAACACUAGAUUUUUAUGGACCAAUGGAUAGAUAUCUGUCUCGUAAUGUUUCUCAAGCAAGUUGUGGCCAGGAUGCAAAGUCAUGCUCUUCUCUUAUCCGGCUUCAUGACAAUGUGGAUAAAGAAAGUGGUAGUGAUAGGGUGGUACAAUGUACUGCAAAACAAAGUGAGGGUCAUCAAGUUCUCAUGGACUUCGUGUGGAAUUACUUCUCUAAUAAAAGCUCGAUUCAAUUUGGCCACAGACGUGUCAUUGUCAGCGAGAAAACGCCCUUGUACUUUCAACAUGAUGGACAUUCAAGAACAAUAGUUGGAAUUCAAGUCAAACAUCAACGGACUGGAAUUCUGCAAUAUAAUCUCCUAAUUCUGGAUCCUGCUCAUAGAACGGCUGCUCUAGAAAGAUCACUGAGGGAGAAAAUUGGAUGGCAGAAACUCAUAAAAAGAGGAGUGCACACACUGAAGAAGGAACAAUACCAGUUGUGUUAUGUUGAUCCUGGAAUUGCCGGUGAGGAGGAGAUGGAAAAACUCAAGACAAUUGAUAGUGUCUUUCUCGAAUUUUAG
This is a messenger RNA of Gastrolobium bilobum, 1302 nucleotides long. RefSeq lists its product as uncharacterized. Bases 1 to 1302 code for a protein of 433 amino acids. Lineage: Eukaryota; Viridiplantae; Streptophyta; Magnoliopsida; Fabales; Fabaceae. The transcript is spliced from 6 exons. The record is from RefSeq and is a predicted model, not a curated record.